AUGCAACUCUUCUCAGCUCUCAUCAUUACCAUCGCUACCACACUUCUCACCUCCGUUCAUGGAACUGCCACUAUCGGUCAAGCCUGCAGCGGCAGCAGCACUUACGACUGCACCGACGACUUCAAUGCCGUGGCAAUCUGUAAUGGUGCACGAUGGGUAGAGGCCGCCCAGUGUGGAGUUGCUAGACGAUGGACUGAGCACGGAGCCACAGCUUGA
Aspergillus tubingensis is the source of this 216-nucleotide messenger RNA. RefSeq names its product aminotransferase class-III family protein. The record is from RefSeq and is a predicted model, not a curated record. The coding region runs from base 1 to 216 and encodes 71 amino acids. The transcript is spliced from 3 exons. Lineage: Eukaryota; Fungi; Ascomycota; Eurotiomycetes; Eurotiales; Aspergillaceae.